AUGGCGGGCCUACGCUCCGACCUGACCAUGCUGGAGCAGAGGGUGGAGGAGGAGAAGGCGGCGGCCCAAGACAGCGAGCAGCAGCACAGGGCAACAGAGGUAGCUGUGACAAGACAGGGCAACAUGCUGAUUACCCUCUGCAGGCAAGUGGAGGAUUUAGAAAACAGAAGCUGACGUAACAAUAUCCGCAUACGAGGCCUGCCUGAAGGGGACGCAGAUCCUAUACAGACCACUGAAUUAUUUAAGCAGAUUUUAGGAGCAGAAGCACCUGAGGACAUCAGGCUUGAACGCGCGCACCGAGCACUGGGGCCGCCGAGACAAGACGGCAGCCCCAGGAAUGUGAUUUGCUGUUUCCACCUCUUCAGCCUAAGGGAAAAAAUCAUGGCCGCCGCAAGAGGGACGCCCUCCAUCCAGUUCUGUGGCACAGAGGUGACUCUAUUUCAGGACCUCUCUAGCUUGACACUCGACGCUAGACGAGCAUUACGCCCUGUAACCAGCGCCCUGAGAGAGCGGAGGAUCCCAUACCGCUGGGGAUUUCCGUUCAGCAUACAUGGUAAUUCAUGGGUGACAGCACGCUGGCCCAAAGAGAUACCCGGGCUACUGAGAACCCUCAACCUACCAUCAAUCCGGGUCCGGAAUUGGAUCCUAGAAGAGGUGAUUGCUACGAGAAGGGACCCCUUGGCCCCACUGCGAGGCACUGACACCCCAGCCAGAAGGAGUGCACCGCCACGCAGGCGAGGAGGGCCGGAUGGCCCGGAAGAAUAG
Pelobates cultripes (western spadefoot toad) is the source of this 765-nucleotide messenger RNA. The record is from the annotation of a GenBank genome assembly. NCBI's taxonomy places the organism in Eukaryota, Metazoa, Chordata, Amphibia, Anura, Pelobatidae.